GCAAGUCGAGAGCAGAGAGUGUCAGUCCAGUUUUUCGGAUCUCCUGCCACUCUCUCCUUAUACUUUCAGCUGAGCGGAACCUGAAGUAAAAUACAAGUAAGGAGAUUGGUCAAACCAUGGUUGAGGAGGAUAAGAAUAAUGCAUCCAAAGAGGAAGACUUGGAGGUUGCUUCCAUCCAGGAAGAGGCCACUGACGGUGAAGAAGAUACAGAAGUGAUGAACCCGGAGGACCAGAAGGAUCCUUCGUCGAACAUUGCCAUUGGUGUCCCCACUGAAGAGAAUGCAACAGACAGCAGUACCAUGAUUGAUGACUCCACCGAUGAUGAUAUCAAAGGUACUGACGUAGACGAGCAGUCUCAUCGGGUUGACUUUGAGGAGCAGAAUGCACUGGAACAGGGCAAGCGAGCCGAGGAGGAGCAAGAAGAAGAACAGGGCAAAGAAGCCGAGGGAUUCCGCAAUGAAGGCAUAGAAGGUGUUGUCGUGCAGAUUUCGGAUAUCGAACACGAUGGCACGGUACCUCCUCUUACGCUAAGCCGCAGUACAGUCAUUCGCGGUGCCAAUCAGGUUCCAGGAGCCUAUAGUGUGGCUGGGAUUGCUUCUAGUACCGGUGGACCACCUGCUGGAAACAGAGAUAUAUCUGCUAGUGGAACUGUGGCGGGCCACAGAGAACUGGAAAUUGACCCCCUCCACGCCGAGUUGGUGCCAGAGGAAGCGGAAACAGUAAGAGAUCCUUCCCAGUCUUCUGCAGUGGAACUUCCACCCAUCAUUGAAGGUACCGCUGUAGAGGGUGAACCCAAGUCCCCGAAGCGCUUCAAUGUUUUGUCCGCCAUGGGUAUCCUCUUGAUGGUUAUGAUUAUUCUAAUGAUGUCCUUGGGGUUGAGUGGUGUCUUUUCUUCUAAAAGUGUUGCCACCGCCAGUGAGCAGCAUCAAGGAGACACAGAGGACACCCAGACUAGCAUUGGUUCCUCCUCCACUGUGCCACCCAUUGAUGAGUCCAAACUGUCCAAGUUGGAGGAGAUUCGAGAACGUGGGAUUCUUCGGGCUGCAUUUAUGCUCCCAGAGACCGACGGCUUGCUGGCCUCACUGCUUCGAGCCAUUGCCAAAGGAAUUAUUGGGCCGGAAGGCGAGAUUGAACUUGUCGACACAGAGAUUCCAGAUAUGUUCUCAAGCAUCAUCAAUGGCACUACCGAUGUCAUCUUAUUUGGAGCAACCCAUACAAUGGCUCGGGAUGUCUACAUGGAAUCCACACAAACUACCGUGUCGUUCUCCAUUCCGUACCACUAUGAGGGACUUCGUAUUGGAGGCGUCCCAGAGUACGUCAAAUGUGUAGAUCAGAACUUUAAGCACAUUGACGAGUGCGAAGAUUUGAAGGUUUGCGUCACAGCAGAAACAACCUACCGCGAAGUCAUUACCAAAUACUUGCCACAACGGCGCAUGGUGGAAAAGAAUUGGGAGGAUGGUGGAGUUUUUGAAGGUUUCCUCAAUGGAGAAUGCAAUGUGAUUGCGGAAAUGGGUAUACAUCUGGUCAGUGGCAGCUUUACUUCUAAUGUAACUCAAUCUGAAGGAGGGUUUGCCUUGAGUGAGAACUACUUUUCCAAUUCCCCCCAAGCUGUUGUGACUGCCAACAAUGAACCGGAGUUGGUGGAUAUCAUCAAUGCCAUUCUCUGGAGUCUCUUGGUAGCUGAAACAGAGAAUAUCACCCAAGCCACUGCUGAAUCAUUCCCACAAACAACACUCUUUGGGGAGGACCACAAGGACAUGUUCCGGGAUGCCAUUGCAGUCCAUGGGAACUUUGGAGAGAUUUACGAGUCAACCUGGGGGAGGUUUAUUCCCAGAAGUGCGCUCAAUCAUAUUAACACGGGUGAUGCUAAUACGUCUACUGGCGUGUUGUAUUCCCAUCCCUUUGGAGACAUUGGCAGCAUCCGAGAUGACAAUAUGCCUUUUGGAGGUACACUCACAGCUAUACUCCAACGAGGAAAGCUCCGUUGUGGCAUUCGUGUUGGCAGAUCAGGAUUUGCCACCAGAUUAGAGGAGGAAGCCGGAUAUUCUGGAAUGGAUGUGGACUACUGCAAGGCGGUGUCUGCCAGUCUCUUUUCAGGUGACGUAGAUGCAGUGGAAUUUGUGGAGGUGGAAGAGGACAGUGAUGGCUACAUGCUUUUGUCGGCAGGUACCAUUGAUGUCCUGGCAGGUGCAACUUGGACUCUUCAGAAUGACGUGAUGGAACCCAACACCCAACAAGGCUACACAUUCUCUCAACCAUACUUUUAUGGCUACAGUGCAGACCAUGACAAUUUUUGCUUGGCCACUCGGCAGGGUGAAGAUGAAGACUGGAGUCGGUUAGUGUAUUGGGUGAUAUCCGCCUCUAUAUUUGCCGAAGAAGAAGGCAUUGAUUCGGCGUCAUCCCAUCAAAUGCCAGAAGUCUUUGUGUAUGGGCCGGCUAUGAAACGAAUGUUUCGAGACAUUGUUCUCCAAUUCGGCAACUAUGCGGAUAUGUAUGGGAGGAAUUUGGAGGCUCUCUACCCCCGGAGCGGGAGGAAUCAAGUGAACAGAUUCCCUAACACGGGUCCUCAGCAUUAUCCUGUGCCAGGGUUCAUGUGAAACAACAACAACCACCUCGAGUAUCUAGUUCCAGGUUUGUUUGAAUCAAUCUCGAGGAACAUGAUUUGUCAAUGCAACCAUGUCUAUCUAUGGAACCAAACUUUACUGUAGAAGUGGCAUUUCGAUCUAAAUAUAGUAUGUG
This is a messenger RNA of Seminavis robusta, 2739 nucleotides long. The record is from the annotation of a GenBank genome assembly. NCBI's taxonomy places the organism in Eukaryota, Bacillariophyta, Bacillariophyceae, Naviculales, Naviculaceae.